UGAGGCUUCGCGCCUCGCCGUCCAAAAAGUCGAGCCACCGCAAAGGGUCCUCGAGUGGAUUCGCAGCGCAUCGCGGAGCACCCCUGCGCCACCAUUGACCAGACAACUCCCUCCCAUCUGACAACGACGGCACUUUGCGCCAGCUCUCCUUCCCUUUGUAUUUCCGUACGUAUGCAUUCCGGCGACAUUGCAGCCCUUCCACGAUCGCCUCAGAUCCCCUACCAAAAACGCUUGGCCUGGCUCUGUGCACCGGCGCCGUUGCCUCGUCCGGUACCCCCAGCAGCGACCACGACCUCAUCCUGACCCGAGUUCGCAUCGAGACCGGCCAAGCCACUUCCACAACGGGUGAUUUUGACGACCGCGUGAGGCCCACCAAGCAGUGGUGCUGCCUGCCGCCGCAAUGUUCCAAAAGAUCCGCGGCGCCAUCGACCAAACAAUCGCCCAAGAACAGGCUCGUCAGAAGGCCGUCGCCGACAAGGCUGCCUCGGGUUCCGCCGCUUCCGUCCGCAGGACCAACAGCAGCGCAAGCUCCCCAGCCCGCCGGCCCAAGAAAGCUGCUGCUGCGUCGUCCAAGGAUUCCAAAGACACAGAUGGCGCAACCUCGGACCCGGCUGUCUUUGAGGCUGCGUUUGUUAUAGAGGACGACGACACGGACGGCCCCUCCCGGACCGGCACGCCAAAACCUCCCCUGCCCGAGAAGGACGACGCGACCUCCAAGGGAAAAGCUGUCUCAGAGAGCAGCGAUGGCAUAAAGGCUGCGGCGCCUACUGAGGGUGCGGCCCCGGCCCCAGUUGUUGCCGAAGGCGACCAGUCCGCUUCGAGCAGUAAGCCUGGGUCGCCAGCACCCAGCGCAAGCCAAGAGCUCCCACCCCAGAUCAAGGUGAAGCUGCGCAAGCUUGAAAAGCUCGAGGCGACAUAUCCUGAGCUCCUUCGUUCCUACCGGAUCGCACAUGGUCGCGCAACUUCGAUAGAACCGUUCGAGCGAGCGCUACGCGAAAACACGCCCCUGACGACGAUCAAGGAGCCUGCCGCGCUCAUAGAAUACCUCAAUCAGCUGAACCUCAAGGGUGACAUGGUCAUGCAAGAGUUCAAGCGCGUCUCGGGCGAGAAGGACGACCUCAAGAAGAAGCACGAAGAGACAGAGAAGGAACUGGCUGCGGUGAAAGAGGAGUUGGCGGCGCUCAAGGCAGCACAUCCCGUGGGCGAGCCAGCAGUAACCGAGGAUGAUGCUGCGAAGAAGGAGAACAAGCAGUCUGAUUCGGAGAAGACCGAGGAAAGAGUCAAAUCUCCGGUAGCAUCCAUUCUUGGCGUGUUCUCGCCCAAGCAGAAGCCAUCUGCUGGCCCGGAGGACACAAAGGAGAGCGGCGAGGACAUGUUCUCGUACGAUGACGAGAUCCCGCAGCUGCAGUCCGAGCUGGCGAGCAAAUCUGAAGUUAUCGACAAGCUGCACGCCGAGGUAUCGACUCUCAAAGACGAGCUUGCCAUGGCCAAGGAGCAUAGCAACGGUCUUGUGGAGCAGCUGGAGAAGGCGACAAGAGAACUCGGGGAGGCAAAGGAGAAGGCCGGAUCCGACGACUCUGCCAAGGCUGAGCUAGAGACCAGGGCCUCUGAAGUCAAGGAUCUGACCGAGAAGCUUGAGAAAGCCGAGGCACAAUUGCGGGAGAUGGAGGCCAGCUUGGAGAAGCAGAAGUCGACCGCGCAAGCCACCAUCAAGGGCACAAUGGCGAAGGUCGAAGCCGCCGACGCCAAGAACGCAACACUGGCGGCAGAGAUGAAACAGCUGGAGGAGAAGAAGACCAAAUCGGACGAUGCGAUCAGCAAGCUCACGUCAGAGAUUGAGACUCUGAAGAAACAAAAGACAAAGAGCGAGGAGACCGUCAAAGAACUGACCGAGAAGCUCAAGACCGCUCCAAAGCCUGCAACAACGGCCAAGUCCGCUGAAACUCCUGCGCCCCAGAGUGCGGCUGCCAAGAAGAAGAACAACAAAAAGAAGAAGAAGGGUGGUCAAGGAGCCGCAGCUGAGACUGCCGCCACCGAGGCGGCCGAGUCGAUCGAGGAGCCAGAGCCAGAGCUUGACACGUCCGAAACCGACAGUCUGAAAGAGGAACUGGCCAAGCUGAAAGAAGAGCUCAGCGAGAAAGAUAGCCGGAUCGAGAGGCUCUCAAAGCAGAGGAAGACGGAAGAAGACCUGCGGGAAGAAAUCGAGACGAUGCAAGAAAACCUCAUCAACAUCGGCCAGGAUCACGUUGUGGCCAAGGAAAGGAUCAAGACGCUUGAGGGGGAGAAGGCAGACCUCCAGUCCCGUAUCAAGGAGUUGGAGGCGGAACUUGCAUCACAAAAGUCCAGCUCCGAGUCGAAUUCCAAGAUUCAAAAGGAGUACGACGCCAUGAAGGCCGAGUUCGAUGACCUGCAGACCAAGUCGAAGACUCUGCAGACUGACCUCCGCGCCGCCGAGGACCUCGCGCAGAGUCGCUACAAGGACCUGACCAACUUGCAAGGAAUCCUCGCCAAGGCACAGCCGGAGCUCAAGAGUCUCCGGGAAGAGUCAGCCACACUCAAGAUCACGAAGCAGGAGCUUGCGUCCAAGCAGACCGAGCUCCGCAACCUCGAGAAGCGGGAGAAGGAUCUCAAGAAUGAGGUCACACGGGCGCAGCGGCUGGCUUCGGAUCGCGAGGCUGAUCUAAAGCUUGCCAAUGAGAAGCUGGAGAUUGAGAAGAAGUCGCGCGCCAAGCUUGAGGACGAGAAGCGCACUGCCGGGCGAGACUACCGCCGCGCCGAAGCCGACAAGAUCGAGCUGUCUGCCAAAGCGGAAAAGGCGACGCGGGAACUGGAGAGUCUGCAGGGAGAGCUUGCAACGCUUCGUCCCCGUGUCAAGGAGCUCGAGGAGCAGGCGGAGAAGGCCAAGAAGGAGAGAGAUCUGAUCAAGGAAGACGCGGACCUCAAGACUCAGCAAUACAACAACGCUCAGGGCUUGCUAGGGUCAAUGCGCGACCAGACUGCUGAGCUGUCGUUGCAGCUCAAGGAGGCCCAGAGCCAAGCGGAAAGCCUGGAAGAGGAGCUUGCCGAGGUUCAGAAGCACCUGCUAGAAAGAACGCGCGAGGGCGAGACGAUGCGCAGGAUGUUGGCAGACGUGGACGAGCGCGCGGACUCCAAGGUUCGGGAGAUGCGGUCACGCAUGGAGGCCGCCGUCGAAGAACGUGACCGGAUCGAGGACGAGUCGUCGACACUGGCUCGACGCCGGGCCCGCGAAUCCGAGGAGCUCAAGUCCAAGGUGCGGGAUCUGGAGCGCGAGGUCAAGGCACUCGGCAAUGAGAAGGAUGACCUCGAGGCGCGCGAGCGCGAGUGGCGGCGGAGGAGGGAAGAGUUGGAGCAAGUCGAGGAGAAGGCCAGUGCAGAGGUCGAAGAGAUGCGCUCAACAGUGUCGAGCCUGCGUUCAGCCUUGGAUGCGUCGGAGCAGCAGGUCCGCGACGCUGAGAAGCAGCGCGGCGACCUGCGCCGGCUGCUCGACGAAGCCAGAGGCCGGUACGAGCGGACCAACAAGGAACUCAAGACUGUGCAGAGCCGUCUGACCGCUGGGUCAACGCCCAGCGGAGGCGUGGCGAGCAGUGUGCGAAGCAGUAUGGACUCGACGCGCAGUGGGGCGAAUGGAACACCAAUGUCCUCGGCGGGCGGCGGUGGCAGUGCCAUUGGACCUGGAGCAGGAGGUACACCAGACACGCUGUACCUCAAAACGAUCCUGCUGCAGUUCCUUGAGGUCAAGGACGACAAGGUGCGGGGACAGCUUGUGCCCGUGCUGGGGAAGCUGCUGCGGUUUGAUAAAAACGACGAGCAAAAGUGGAUGGCCGCAGUGCAGUCCUUGUCCAAGCCGGGCAGGUAGUCUUUGUUCUUGGGUGGCCUAGACGAUGUGGUUAUGCGAGAAGAUUUAUGCAAAAGCUGAAGGGGACUGGGAGAGGUAGAUGUUGCCCACACAAGGCAGCAACGUAAGGAACAAACGCCAGCACACCGAAGAGUAGGCUGGGCAGGGGUCCGUGGAUCCGUGUAUAUAGCAGUGGAGGGGAGAAACAUGUACAAAAUGCUACUAUUGACACCAGUCAUCGGCAUUCCCCCUUUCCAGUACAUCCAUCUGUACCUCUGCUUUGCCUACAACAGUGCUGCAGCAAGCCUGCCACCCACGGGGCCGCUCCGGCGCGGCGCGCUGCGCGCGGAGUCCCACAACUUGCCGGAGCACGGCAGCAAAGUGGAGCUUGCCCGAAAUCUAUGGGACCCGCCACG
Messenger RNA from Microdochium trichocladiopsis, 4272 nucleotides. RefSeq lists its product as uncharacterized. Lineage: Eukaryota; Fungi; Ascomycota; Sordariomycetes; Xylariales; Microdochiaceae. The coding region runs from base 401 to 3877 and encodes 1158 amino acids. Gene Ontology annotation, cellular component: Golgi apparatus. The transcript is spliced from 3 exons. The record is from RefSeq and is a predicted model, not a curated record.